This is a messenger RNA of Clonostachys byssicola, 351 nucleotides long. The record is from the annotation of a GenBank genome assembly. NCBI's taxonomy places the organism in Eukaryota, Fungi, Ascomycota, Sordariomycetes, Hypocreales, Bionectriaceae.
AUGGCGACUGAAAAAGCUAGUGAGCGAACCAUUAGGGGACUACUAAGUGACGCCACUCUACUACGCAAUUUUAUGAGGUCAAACGCGCAUGUUGAGGAUGGCGCUAAAAUAGACGCAAAAGAUAUAGUUGAUGAGGCCACGCCGCUCAUGCUCGCCGCUGGACUCGGUCACUUAGAGAUUGUCAAGUUUCUCGUCGAACAUGGUGCGGACAUUAAUGCCUAUGAUAGCAAUGGCGACCGGGUUUUUCACGCCGCCGAGAUGAGUGCGGCACUCGUAAAUUGGGUAGAGAAGGGCGAAGCCUCCAACACACUGUUCGCUUCCACUACCUCCGCCAUUCUCCGAAGAGAUUGA